AUGCUUAAAGAACUGGAUAAAGGUAAAAAGCAGGUUGAAGUUGCGAAGUCAUACGGCGUUGCGGCGACGACUGUAAGUACAAUUGUGAAAGACCGUGCAAAAAUUGAAAAAAUGUACGACGAAUCUUUGUUUGAUUGUGACCGCAAAAGGCUUCGUUCCGGAGAUCACCAAGGUCUAGAAGAAGCUUUGAACAAAUGGUUGAAAGAAACUCGUUCAAAAAAUGUUCCAGUAAAUGGUCCCAUGCUACAAGCAAAAGCAAAGCAAUUUGCUUUGCUUAUGGACAUAACGGACUUCCAAGCCAGUUCAGGGUGGUUGCAUCGCUUCCGGGAACGACAUGGCAUAUCAUGGAAAGUUGUGUGUGGGGAGGAUAAGGAUGCAGACACAGAGGCGGCAAACCAGUGGAAGGAAGAAAAGCUGGAAAUAAUUUUUAAGUCUUACUCAAUGGAUGAUAUUUUCAACGCUGAUGAAACUGCUUUUUUUUACAAGCUUUUGCCAAACAGAACAAUGGCGUAUAAAGGUGAGAAGUGCACUGGAGGAAAAAAAGCAAAGGAAAGGAAGUCUGGCAUUGUAAACUGUAAUGCUGAUGAGAUCACUGCAACAUCAUCAGACCAGGAUGCAAGCCAGACUGCAGCUGCAGCACAAACAUGUGAAACCAAUGAUAUUGACCCCCAAGUAUGGCAGGAAGUAUCAGCCUCCAUGCAGUUUGAUGCUGUAUCAUUCACAGACUAUGCCUCUGCUGAUAACGAAAUAGAAACAACACCAGGGUUGACCGACAGUGAUAUCAUCAGUGAAGUCAUUCAAUCACAGUCAUCAAAAGCUGAAUCAGAUGAUGAUUCUGACUGUGAAGAGCUACCUGUGACUGCAACGGAAGCUGUUCUGAGUCCGGCCGCCGGCGCCACGCAGACGGGCGACUGCUCACUCACUCGUCUGCCCGCCGCCUUCCUUCCCUUCCCAUCCCAGCGCUGGGCUACCGUCUGA
This is a messenger RNA of Bacillus rossius redtenbacheri, 978 nucleotides long. RefSeq names its product tigger transposable element-derived protein 6-like. The record is from RefSeq and is a predicted model, not a curated record. Lineage: Eukaryota; Metazoa; Arthropoda; Insecta; Phasmatodea; Bacillidae. Gene Ontology annotation, molecular function: DNA binding. Gene Ontology annotation, cellular component: nucleus. The coding region runs from base 1 to 978 and encodes 325 amino acids. The transcript has 3 exons.